AUGGAGUAUGUGACGGUGAUUCCUGAACCGGUGAAGGUGAUCGUCUCCAGACCGCUAAACCACGAGUUUAUCAAUGCACCUCAAGUAGCUCAUUGGGAAGCAGCACUGAGGAUUGUUCGAUACCUGAAGGAGACGGCUGGCAAUGGAAUCUUGUUCGAAAACCAUGGACAUUUGGAGAUUCAUGGGUUUACAGAUGCCGAUUGGGCAAGGAACCCAAAUGACAGAAAAUCGAUUGCGGGUUAUUUCACCUUUGUGGGUGGGAACCUUGUCAGAUGGCGAAGCAAGAAACAAAAGGUGGUAGCUCUGUCAAGCGCUGAAGCAGAGUUCUGGGGGAUCAAGAGUGGGCUGACAGAAAUUCUAUGGUUGAAAAAGUUGAUGACAGAACUAGAUUUGAACUCACAGAAGUCGUGCAAGUUGUUCUGCGAUAAUAAGGCGGCAAUCAGUAUAUCAGAGAAUCCAGUCCAACAUAACCGUACAAAUAUCAUAUUGUGA
Salvia splendens (bonfire salvia) is the source of this 492-nucleotide messenger RNA. RefSeq names its product secreted RxLR effector protein 161-like. The transcript is spliced from 2 exons. The record is from RefSeq and is a predicted model, not a curated record. Bases 1 to 492 code for a protein of 163 amino acids. Lineage: Eukaryota; Viridiplantae; Streptophyta; Magnoliopsida; Lamiales; Lamiaceae.